This is a messenger RNA of Staurois parvus, 354 nucleotides long. NCBI's taxonomy places the organism in Eukaryota, Metazoa, Chordata, Amphibia, Anura, Ranidae. The record is from the annotation of a GenBank genome assembly.
AUGCUGCUGCUAGACUCAUCCACCUUACUAACCAUUCCAUAUCUGCCAUCCCUCUCUGCCAAUCCUCCACUGAACUCCACUCAGUGCCCCCAUCCCUCUCUGCCAAUCCCUCCACUGGCCUCCACUCAGUGUCCCCCCCCUCUCUGCCAAUCCCUCCACUGGCCUCCACUCAGUGUCCUCCACCCCCCUCUGCCAAUCCCUCCACUGGUCUCCACUCAGUGUCCUCCAUGCCUCUCUGCCAAUCUCUCCACUGUCUCCACUCAUGUCCUCCAUCCCUCUCUGCCAAUCUCUCCACUGAUCUCCACUCAGUGUCCUCCAUCCCUCUCUGCCAAUCCCUCCACUGCUCUACACUCA